UUCAUUCAACUUGGUCUUUUCGAAGCAGAGCGUCGAUGGGCUUCAGCUAUGUCGGAUAAAAUGGAAAUGGAAGACAACCCCGAUAAAAUGCGUAAGCGAAUGUCAAUGCGUAUGCAUCUGAAACGCGCUGUAUAUCAUGCAACUGCACUUGAGCUGCUUGUACGAAACUCUGCACGGUGCGAUGCUCCUACCAAACUUGAGGCUCAAGCAUAUACAUCGUGGCUUGCUGGCGUUUGCGCUUUCGAGAUGCGCAGAUGGCCUGAAGCUUGUGAACUUCUCAAAACUGCAAGGAAAGUAUAUGAACGUCUGGCUGAGGCUACGCAUAACACUACCCUAGCAACUUUGUAUAAAGCAAGGUAA
This is a messenger RNA of Strongylus vulgaris, 360 nucleotides long. Lineage: Eukaryota; Metazoa; Nematoda; Chromadorea; Rhabditida; Strongylidae. The record is from the annotation of a GenBank genome assembly.